Messenger RNA from Diceros bicornis minor, 5955 nucleotides. RefSeq names its product anosmin 1 (gene ANOS1). The record is from RefSeq and is a predicted model, not a curated record. NCBI's taxonomy places the organism in Eukaryota, Metazoa, Chordata, Mammalia, Perissodactyla, Rhinocerotidae. Gene Ontology annotation, cellular component: extracellular region; cell surface. Bases 64 to 2016 code for a protein of 650 amino acids. The transcript is spliced from 13 exons. Gene Ontology annotation, molecular function: peptidase inhibitor activity; protein binding. Gene Ontology annotation, biological process: neuron differentiation.
GGCCCCGGCGCGGAGCUGGGAGCCUCGGCCAGCGCCCGGCGCCCGCGCCCCCGACCCGCAGCCAUGGUGCCCGGGGCGCCCGGCGCGGCCCUGACCCUCUGCCUCUGGCUGGCGGCCUCCGGGGGCUGCCUGGCGGCCAGCCCCGGCGCGGCGGCUGCACGGCGGCUGGACGAGUCGCUGUCGGCCGGGAGCGUCCAGCGCGCCCGCUGCGCCUCCAGGUGCCUCAGCCUGCAGAUCACGCGCAUCUCCGCCUUCUUCCAGCACGUCCAGAACAAUGGUUCACUGGUUUGGUGCCAGAAUCACAAGCAGUGUUCUAAGUGCCUGGAGCCCUGCAAGGAAUCCUGGGACCUGCAGAAGCAGCAGUGCCAGAGCUUCUGUGAGCCUCUGUUCCCCAAGAAGAACUACGAAUGCCUGACGAGCUGCGAGUUCCUGAAAUACAUCCUGUCCGUGAGGCAGGGGGACUGCCCGGCCCCCGAGAAAGCCAGCGGAUUUGCCGCCGCCUGCGUUGAAAGUUGCGAAGUUGACAACGAGUGCUCUGGGGUUAAGAAAUGUUGUUCAAAUGGAUGUGGCCACACCUGCCAGGUGCCCAAGACACUGUACAAAGGUGUCCCCCUGAAGCCCAGAAAGGAGUUACGAUUUACAGAACUGCAGUCUGGACAGCUGGAGAUUAAGUGGUCCUCGAAAUUCAAUAUUUCCAUUGAGCCUGUGAUAUAUGUGGUACAAAGAAGAUGGAAUUAUGGAAUCCAUCCUAGUGAAGACGAUGCCACACAUUGGCAGACAGUAGCGCAGACCACAGAUGAGCGGGUUCAACUGACUGACAUACGGCCCAGCAGGUGGUACCAGUUCCGAGUGGCGGCUGUCAAUGUGCACGGGACCCGAGGCUUCACUGCCCCCAGCAAACACUUCCGCUCCUCCAAAGAUCCAUCUGCACCACCAGCUCCCACCAACCUCCGGCUUGCAAACUCAACAAUCAACAACGACGGGAGUGUGACCGUGGCUCUUGUUUGGGAUCUGCCCGAGGAACCAGAUAUCCCAGUGCAUCACUACAAAGUGUUUUGGAGCUGGACAGUCAGCAGCAAGUCACUAGUCCCAACAAAAAAGAAGCGGAGAAAGACUGCAGAUGGGUCUCAAAAUUCGGUGAUCCUGGAGAGACUCCAGCCAGACUGUGACUACAGCGUGGAAUUGCAGGCCAUCACGUACUGGGGGCAGACGCGCCUGAAGAGUGCGAAGGUCUCCCUUCAUUUCACGUCCACACAUGCCACCAGCAAUAAAGAACAACUUGGGAAAACUAAAAAAAAUGUGAUGCAGAUACAGCCCCCUUUCCAAAGAAGACGGCCCACUCGCCUCCUGGAAAUUGGAGCUCCGUUCUAUCAGGACAAUCAGCUGCAGGUGAAGGUCUACUGGAAAAAGACGGAAGAUCCCAGUGUGAAUCAAUAUCAUGUACAGUGGUUUCCAGAAGUCUGUGCCCACAACCAAACUACUGGACUGGAGACGUCGUCUGGCAUGACCCGGGAAAAUUAUAUAAUUCUUCAAGAUCUGUCAUUUUCCUGCAAAUAUAAGGUGACUGUCCAACCAACACGGCCGAAGGGCCUCUUGAAGGCGGAAACUGUUUUCUUUACGACUCCGCCCUGCUCUGCUCUCAAGGGGAAAAGCCACAAACAUGUGAGCUGCCCUAGCGAAGCAGGAUCAUUAUGUCCUAACAGUGCCCAAUCUGAGGCCAUCCACCCUUUAUCGCCUGGAAGUACAAGUGCUGACCACAGGAGGGGAAGGGCCCACCACAAUCAAAUCCUUCCGGACCCCCGACCUCCCGCCGUCUUCAGCGCACAGACCCCAUCUCAAACAUCGCCAUCCACAUCAUUACAAGCCUUCUCCAGAAAGAUACUAAACUGCUCAAAAAGAUGUUCAGAAAUGCAACGAAUGGCAUGUGUCAGCUUGUCUGCCUUCAAGGACAGGACGGGGGCACUUGCAGAAGCAGUAGGUCUCCCCGUGGGACUCUCCUCUCCCCUGCGACUUUAGCGCACUGAGUACUUCUGUCAACCUCUGACGUAUCUGGAAACGAGUGACUAAUAGUGAGCUAGUGAAGAUGGGCACCAGCUUCCUACGAGACAAUGAACAAUAGGCCUGUUUAACUGCAAAUUCCGUCUCCACAUCUGGUUUUGCUAAUCUCUAUUGAAUUAUUGCUGAACUGAGAGUUCCCUGAUUUUGGAGCAGCAAAUUCUCAAAGCAAAUUAGUGUAACAAAUACACAGUUUAUACACGCAUGAAGCAUAAAGUUAAUGGAUAAAACCUAUUUUUUAUUAAAUGAUUGAUUUGAUUUGCAAAAUCAACUAAGAUUAUACAGUUUAUAGGCCCUAUUUAUUCAGAUCUUUCAAAAGAUGAUUUUUAUCACGUGAUUUUUAACUGAAAAUUUGUAACCUGAAAUAUAGUCAUUAAAUCUAAAAAUGCUCCCACUUUAAACACCUAAGCUUCAUUUUAUACAAAGACAAGCGAGAGUCCAAUCUGUAUAUUACAAUUUGUGAAAGGCGUCCACAGCCAGAAGGAGUCAGUGAAUUGAGCUGCUAUCCAGAUUUUGCCUUGGAGAAAUUUAAAUUCUUUCCCAGGAAUCCUUUUUAAUAUUUCAAACUAUAAUAUGAGAGAUUUUCCAGAUAUAUUAUCUUAUUCAUAUUUCCCUUAAUGUGGAAAACAGCUGCCGAUAUGCUGUGUUUCACUAUCAUCAUGAAUCUAAAAAUUUACAAAGCUUCUUGCCUAAAAUGACAGAAUCUCAACUAUUGAAUAUUUCCAAAUCUUCCCUGAGAUUUGCCUUUUCCUUAUCAAAGUAAGCUAUUUGUGUGCUAGAAUAUUCUGAGUAAUGUAAAAAAGGGGCUUUGAUUGAUAGAGAAGGACAGCAGUUUGCUUUUGAAGAAACUUUACUCUUUCCAAGUUAUUAUAUCCUGUUGUUUGGAAAAUUUCCCAGGCUCCAAACUCCACCCUUAUAGCAUGAACUCAAGUCAAAACAAGUUAUCAAUAUAUGGUGUUGCAGCGUCUAUGGGGCAACUUGAACACAGAAUGUUUGGUUUAAUAUCGUUUUUUCUUGAGGAAUGCCCAUAUGUAUGUUCAAAAUAUGCAUAUAUGUGUGUGUCUGUUUACUUGUAAGUGUGUGUGUGUAUAUAUAUAUAUACACACACAUACAUAUACGUGCAUUACCUUGAGCAUGAAUAGCUGAAGAAGUUGCUUUCACAGCUCACCAAUGGUGGAUAAAGAUACAGUUCUUCUGAGGGUCAUAGGAUAAUAUAUUUUCCCCAUCAAUGGUGAUUCUAUGAGGAAAGAGCAAUUUAUCAAAAUCAAACAUUUUUUUUAAAAGGCUUCGUCAUCUCCUUCUCUACAUGAGUAAAAAGGGGAAAUUUUCAGCACCGUUAUUCUUGGGUUUGAUGAUGGGACUUGUGAUUUUGUUGUGUUUUCUGAAAGCCUGCAGGUGCCCUGACCCCUCCUGGAAAUAGUGGACAACCCAGGACUCCUUCAUUCAUGGGGUUUCAUGACAGUUUCUAAAAGCAGAUGCAAUAGAAAAGGGAGAGAAACUGUUUUUAUUAUUAUAGCGAUGCAUUUCUUUAGGAAAUCCAGCCUAAAAGCGUGGAUACCUGAAUAGAUUUUGAAAACUGUCUCCUGUGUGUUAAAAUAUUUAAAAAGUGGAUAACACAGGCAGUGUUUUGCAGCUUUGUACAAGUGACAUAAAUUGGAAAUCUCAGAAUGGAAGUUCGUGCUGGUUCCGGAUGGUUUUCUGCGGCGCCUGAUGUGGUCUCAGAUGGACUUAUUGCACUGUGUUCUGAAGUCACUGGGUUCCAAGAAGGAUAUAUUUUGAAUGGAGAGAACAGGAAACAGCCUUCAUUAAAAACACCCCCGCCCUUGAGCAGACACCAUAGAGCUCUUCUCUGAAACUGUGAUUGAUUUCAGUGCCAUUACCAGCAUCUGAAUUUCAAAUUCUUAAAAUUUAAAAAAUUAAGACUUCUAAUUAUUGGCUGCAAGUUUAUCUUUUACCUUAAUUUGUCAUGAAGAAAUCCUAGUAUUUGCGCCAGCAAAUUUUUAUACCAUUGUAUAGUUUAAAAUGCAGGAAUGUAUACACAGAAACAAAAUAUUAUUAUUAUAUGUUUAAUUUUAUAAAAUUUAAUUUUGUUUCUUUUGUCUGGGUAAUAGACAUUGAGCAAAUAUAUUUUUAGUUCCAUGAAGGUUCUGAAGCUUACACCUUCCUUAAAAAAUCUAAAGCAACUCUGAAGAGCCUCUAAUUUUGCUAUAAUAAUUUAAAUUUUAUUAGUAUUAUUGGAAGAAAAAUGCUAUUAAUUAGGCAAUAAAAGAAACAUGAGUUUUUCUUUUAUGAAUUCAAAUAAUAUCCAAUAAUAUUCAAGUGAACAAAAAUAUAAUUACAACUUUUUGAUUUUUAAAAAUUUGGGUGCCCUUAUAAAGAGAUAAAAUCUAUGUUUUUAUAGAAAAACAUAGUUUUAGUGGCUAAUUCUCUAAUAUGUUUCAUUGAAAUUAGAUACAUUUCUCUCAUGUGAGAAAAAAUAUAUUCAGUGAUAGUAUUUACUCUUUAAAAACUUGAGCUCAUCAAAACUAUGAAGUCAUCAAAUCUAGAUGGCAAUCUCGAUAUGCAUUGCAGUUAUACGCAUGCUCUUCAUUUACAACAUUUGCUCUCUGAUGGUGAAUUUAUCUGUGCUACAUGCUUUUUCUAUGUGGAACUCUAUGGAGUGAUUUUAUAAAUGAACAAGUGUUCUUUCAAGUCAAUCAUUGUUUGAAUAUGACAUAUUAGAGAGCAUAAAGUUUAUGACAGGUAAUUAUUUGGAAUGUUUGUUAAACAAAAUUCAAAGUUUAAAAAUACAUCUAUAUCCUAGAAACCUAAACAAACCUGUAACCAAGUCUAUGGACCAGGGUUUCUCCAGCUGGGCACUGUUGACUUUGGGGCUGGACCAUUCUUUAUGGUGGGGGCUGUCCUGUGCACUGUGGGGUGGUGAGCAGCAUCCCUGGUCUCCACCCACUAGAUGCCAGGAGUACGUCCCCCAAGGUGUGACAACCAGAAAUUCUCCAGACAUUGCCACCUACCCCCUGGGGGAUGAAGUCACCCCCUGCUCAGAAUCACUGCAUCGUAGAGGGAUCUUUACUGAAUAGAUGAGAAUUUAGCCUGUAUAAGGAACCAGGUCAAUUACAAGAGUAAGCCCCGGGACUGAGGAAUAGCUGGGAAGUUAUUACAUUUGACUUCAAAGCCCUAAAUUGUGUCUUUUAUGUCCACUGAAAAACUUGUUUAAAAGACUGAAUUCUGACUUGUGUCUGUAUCAUGCAAGUACAGGUAUUAAUUUUGUCCUACAUGUCAGCCAACGUCAUUUGUGAUAAUGACAUGUUUAUUUAAUGCCCUUAAAGGUACCACGGAUUUCCUCAACUUGACUGAUUCCCGUAAUUGCAAAUAUCUCUAAAUCUCAUUACAGAAACUUUCACAUUUAACCAGAACACAAAAGCUAAAUAUCUGUGCAUGUACUUUGAAAUCCAUCUAAAAUAUAAAUAAAUGCAUAAAGAUGGUGACUCUUACCUAUGGUUUUGCAUGGCCAGACUCAGUUUCUUACCUCUGUUGAGUAUUUUAGCAAGUUUUACAAUUUACGGAGUGAUUAACAGAGGUCUCUAUGUAAAGUUGUUAUUUUUCCUUUACGUAAUGAUAUUGUAGUGCGUGGAUAACAGAAGCUCUACCUUCUCAUCCAGAUGGUCUCUAGAAAUCAUGUCCCUUAUAGUGGUCACUUAAAGUCAAUAUUUAUUUAUGUAUGUAAUAAAAAAAUGAUUUUUGUGUGUGUGUGUCAUGUUAUUUAGAGAAAAAUAAUCUUGUAAAAAAAAGCAUUUUGUAAAAAACAAAAAAGUAUUGUAAAUAGUCUGAUAUCCUGUGACUCGUUAUUUUCAUGUUAGAGUUUGUACAUACUGAUUCAGUAAUAAAGUAUCCUUAAACCUG